This is a messenger RNA of Misgurnus anguillicaudatus (oriental weatherfish), 2894 nucleotides long. The record is from RefSeq and is a predicted model, not a curated record. Lineage: Eukaryota; Metazoa; Chordata; Actinopteri; Cypriniformes; Cobitidae.
UAGAAGCACUAUUUAAACAUGGAAAGUCUGAAUUUCAAGCUUUGACCCCUUUAAGAUGUUUUUUUUUCAGUGAUGUACUUCCUUGAUGCUGGAGGAGAAAAAAACUUUGCCCACUAGAAAAAAAAGCUGUUAACCACAGAGUUUGUGUUCUCUUGGUUCCUGAAGAUAAGACAGACUCGACACGUAGAUAUAGUGUUUGAUGAUGAUGAUGAUGUCAUUGAGAAUGGCUUCUCUUCCUCUGAUAUUUCUGCUCAUUGUUCAAGGAGUUUAUAGUGCUGAUGAUGAGAUGGAUGUGAAUUACAGCCCUUCAUUCAUCUGUGCACUAAAGGGUUCAACAGUGAUAAUAAACUGCACUUAUAAAUACCCUACUGGACAUCAGAUAACUAAUGCUUUCUGGACAAAGAUUAACAGUCCUGAUCCUCCAGAUCUGUUCAAGGACUCUGAAUACAGUCAGAGGAUUCAGUAUCUGGGAGAUAAACAUCACGACUGCACCAUGAGACUGACUGAUGUGAGAAAGACAGAUUCACGCAAAUACUAUUUCAGAUUCAUUACUAAUAAAAAGAAAUACAUUGAUGUUCCUGGAGUGACUCUUAAUAUCACAGAUCUUCAGGUAAAUUCUUCAGAUGAGAGAGUGACAGAGAGACAAUCUGUGAAUCUGACUUGUAAAAGUAGAUGCAGUCUGAGUGACAGAUCAACAUUCAUCUGGUUUAAAAACACACAGUCAUUAAGUGAGAGAACAGACAGAAACAAUAAACUCAUCCUGAAGUCAGUUACAAGACAUGAUGCAGGCAACUAUAGCUGUGCUGUACAGGGACACAAACUCACAUCAACUCAUCAAUAUCUCAAUGUCGUCUAUGCUCCAGAUACUCCUGUGAUCUCCAUCAAACCUUCUGGUGAACUACUGGAGGGUGAUUCAGUGACUCUGACCUGCAGCAGUGAAUCAAAUCCACCUGUUAAGGACUACAACUGGUUUAAGGGGAACAACACAUCAUAUCUUGGAUCUGGAAGCACCUACAUCAUCUCGAAGAUCAGAUCAGAUCACAGUGGAAAAUACCUGUGCAGGUCCAGGAAUGAACUUGGAGCAAGAUAUUCAGAAGUGACUUUAAAUGUCUUGUACUAUCCAAAGAAGGUGAGAGCAUCCAUCAGUGGAUCUGGUGAAAUAAAAGAGGGUGAUUCAGUGAAUCUGACGUGCAGCAGUGAAUCAAAUCCACCGGUUCAGAUCUACAGCUGGUUUAAAGGAGAAACAUUUCUAGGAUCUGGAAGCACCUACAUCAUCUCAAACAUCAGCUCUGAUCAAAGUGGACAAUACAAGUGCAAAAAUAAACCUGGAGAGACAUUUUCUGAUUCUGUGACCUUAAAUGUUUUGUAUCCUCCAAAGGAGGUCACAGCAUCCGUCGGUGGAUCUGGUGAAAUAUUUGAUGGUGAUUCAGUGAAUCUGAUCUGCAGCAGUGAAUCAAAUCCACCUGUUCAGAACUACAGCUGGUUUAAGGUGAAGGAAACAUCACAUGUUGGAUCUGGACAGACGUACAGCAUCAUUCACUUUCAUUCCAGUCACAGUGAAUGGUUUUACUGUGAGGCUCAGAAUGAAGUCGGAUCUCAGAGAUCUGCCGCUGUAUCAGUCAAUGUUAAAGUUGUCAGUUGUGUCUCUUUCUUUGUAACUUUCGGGAUUGGAUUUUGUGUUGGAGUCUGUGCAGCAUCAGCUUCUCUAAUUGUUGGGAUGUUUAUUUGCAGAAGAAAGAGUUUAAGAAGAAAAGAUUCUGAACACACACCAGAGAAAGAUGAUGAUGCCAGUAAUGACACAUACACAGCCAUUGAACUCAAGAGCAGAUCAUCUGAUCUGUAUGAUACACUUACAGUAAGAUUAAUUCAACUCAAUUAGUCUGAAUGAAGAACAGAAACACAAUCAUUUAGUUUUAUUCAUACAGUUUGAUCACUUUUAGAAAUGUUUUUAUAAUCCGUCUUUGUCUUAAUGUUUCUGCAGCCCAAACAUAGAUGCUGAAGUAAAAGGCAGAGAACAAAGAAACAAAACUUUUCAUCUCUAAUAAUUGACAGAAAUCAUAACAAUUGAGACAAACGCUUAUAUUGUUUAUUGCAUUUGAAAAGUUUAACAAUUUUGUAUUACAGGUCAUGUGUCAUUAAAAUAUAUAUAUAUAUAUAUUCAGUACAGUAGUAGAUAAUUAACAUUGAAAAUAUAAGAAUAUAAGAAAUAUUGUUUGUAAAUCUUCAGUUGAGAUCUGUUUAACUCUUUUUUAAAUGAGACAUUUUGAGCAAAAACCUUAAACCACCAGUCUGACAAAGUCUCUAUUUUGAUGUGAUAUCUUUCUCUGUGUGUAUGUGUGUGUGUGUGCGUGCGUGGUAGUUUAGCUUCAUAGACCCCUUCACAGUUCACGUCACAGGCGGUUCCCACUGCGCAUGUCGGGGUCAGAAAAGCCAUUACAGCAGAUUGAGUUGCGUAUUAUUCGGUAUCGUCAAAAAUGCCUACUUACGUCGUGGGCUGUGAAAAUCGCACCAGGUCUUCCGUUAAGUUUUCGCGAUUCAUGCAGAAUCUCAAAAACAAAAAAAUACAACAUCUGCGGCUGCAAGCAAUUAACAUGCAGACUGGAACAAUGCAAAUAUCAAAGAGGCUUGUGUUUGUAGUGCUCACUUCAUUUCAGGUAAGUCAUCAUUUUUCAGCCCUGUUAGAUUAAAUUAUAAAGCCUGGAUGGUAUGAACAGUUUGACCCCAUGCUGCGCGCACCCGAUAGUCAUUCAAUGUUUACAAACCUUGAAGGGGUCUAUAUAUUAUGUUUAUAAGAAUUGCAAACUAUAAACUUGUAUGUUCACUGUAAAUAAGAAAAUAAUGACAUUGUGUCACAGUUCAUAAAUACAUCAAUAAUAAAUGAGUGUUAAGAGAAA